AUGGCCACAAAUAUCCGAAAAACCCACCCACUAUUUAAAAUUGUAAAUCAUACCUUAAUUGACCUCCCUUCCCCAUCAAACAUCUCCAUCUGAUGAAACUUUGGUUCACUACUAGGACUUUGCCUCAUUAUCCAAAUCCUCACAGGACUAUUCCUGGCAAUACAUUACACCGCAGACAUCUCCAUAGCCUUCUCAUCAGUAACCCAUAUCUGCCGAGAUGUUAAUUACGGUUGACUCAUCCGUAAUAUUCAUGCCAACGGAGCUUCAAUAUUCUUCAUCUGCGUCUAUCUCCAUAUUGCCCGAGGCAUCUAUUAUGGAUCUUACCUCAAUAAAGAGGCAUGAAACAUCGGAGUAAUCUUACUCUUCCUACUCAUAGCUACGGCAUUCGUAGGAUACGUUCUUCCAUGAGGACAAAUAUCAUUCUGAGGAGCUACAGUUAUUACUAAUCUCCUAUCAGCCUUCCCCUACAUUGGAAAUAUCCUAGUCCAAUGAAUUUGAGGUGGAUUCUCAGUAGAUAACGCCACCCUCACCCGCUUCUUCACAUUCCACUUUCUCUUACCAUUCCUAAUCGCAGCUCUAUCCAUAAUUCAUAUCCUCUUUCUCCAUGAAAAAGGCUCUAACAACCCAACAGGUCUUAACUCAGACAUAGAUAAAAUCCCCUUCCACCCAUACUUUUCCUACAAAGAUCUUAUAGGUUUUUUUAUCAUAAUUUUCUCUCUUACACUCCUCGCCCUAUUCUCACCCAACCUUCUAGGAGAUGCUGAAAACUUCAUUCCAGCCAACCCACUAGUUACACCCCCACAUAUUAAACCAGAGUGAUAUUUUCUAUUUGCCUACGCCAUCCUACGCUCUAUUCCCAACAAACUCGGAGGAGUCUUAGCUCUAUUAUUCUCUAUUUUCAUUCUCCUAUUAAUUCCCCUACUCCAUACUUCCAAACAACGUAGCAGUAUCUUCCGACCAAUCACCCAAUUUUUAUUCUGAACCCUAACAGCCAACACAAUCAUUUUAACAUGAAUUGGAGGUCAACCCGUAGAACAACCAUUUAUUCUAAUUGGACAAAUUGCAUCCAUUAUUUACUUUCUACUAUUCCUAAUCAUCAUACCAGUCAUAAGCUGAUGAGAAAACAAAAUUCUCAACUUAAACUA
This is a messenger RNA of Chiloscyllium plagiosum (whitespotted bambooshark), 1145 nucleotides long. The record is from the annotation of a RefSeq genome assembly. NCBI's taxonomy places the organism in Eukaryota, Metazoa, Chordata, Chondrichthyes, Orectolobiformes, Hemiscylliidae.